Messenger RNA from Chironomus riparius, 955 nucleotides. The record is from the annotation of a GenBank genome assembly. NCBI's taxonomy places the organism in Eukaryota, Metazoa, Arthropoda, Insecta, Diptera, Chironomidae.
UGACAUAAAAAAUAUUGAAAAUAUGAAAAAAUUAUUUUUCGUAACUAUAACAAUCUUGUUAACAAUAUCGAUCGAAGUUUGUGUGUCGCAGUUUGCUGCCAUUCAUCAGCCAAAGUCAAUCAGAAAUGGAGCUGCAUAUCAUCAAGAAGUCUUUUAUGGUGGAAAUGAUCAGCCUCAACAGCAACAAACUUUGCAGCAAAUCCAUCAACAAACUUUCAAGUUUAAUUUUCCACAAAACUUGAUCCAACAAAAGCCAAUUCCAGUUCCAACAAUUGUACCGACAACAACAACAACAAUAAGACGUGUUGAAGCUUUUGAGGAUGAGGAGGAAUUUGAGAACACGCCACGUCCAAUUGUGCCUGGAAUUCAACGUCAAGGUCCAAUUUUGAGACAACAAGUAGAAGCACUUCCAGCAACGACUCAAGAAACAACUGAGCGUGUUCGAACAACAACAGCGGAACUGACAUCCGAGGAACUUGAACAUCAAGCAAAGUCAGCUCAUUAUGAGUUUGGCACUUCCGUUCGUGAUACAAUCAACGAUCAUGAGCAUGUCAGGCAGGAAGUUCGUGAAGGACUUACAUUGAAAGGAAUGUAUUCAUAUUCUGAUGGAUUCUUCCGAAGAACUGUCCAUUAUGAAGCUGAUGAAGGUGGAUAUAGAGUCACAAAGGAGGAAAUCCAACCAAUUACUGGCGAUGGACCAAAAUUUAAUCCAAAAGGUCAAGCUGAUGUUAAAAGCACACUGUCUGGUGAUUAUUCAAUCACUGUCGAUGACUUCAGGUUGAAUAAGCAGCAGGAAAAAAUUUUGUCGGAUGAUGUGAACAUUGAUGUUAGGGUUGAGGGGCUUUAGAUUUUGGAGGGGAUUAGCUGAAUUGAUGCUCAAGUAUUUAACAUUUCUUUGAAUAAGUUUUUAUUUUUUUAUGUGAACUGAACUCAUCCAUUUUUGAAUAAAAAGCUG